Molecule: messenger RNA, 1929 nt
Organism: Oncorhynchus mykiss (rainbow trout)
Lineage: Eukaryota; Metazoa; Chordata; Actinopteri; Salmoniformes; Salmonidae
Source: RefSeq, a predicted model, not a curated record
ACCUCUCUUUCCCCGGUCUCCGCAUCUCACAACCAAACUCUGGGGAGGGAAGAGGACAGCUAACUGGUGGCCAUGACACAGCCAGUACUUCUACUCCUGCUACUGGCAGCCAUGUCCUCACCAGUGUUUGGGACUGAGAUAUCAGUACUAGAGGGAACCUCUGUUACCCUUGUCUGCACAUAUCUAGGUGAUAAAAAGCUUAAGACAUGCUGGGGCAGAGGUUGUGGAUUUGUUAAGUGUACUGAUCCCAUAAUGGAAGAUAAAUCCAAAUAUAAAAUUAACGCUGAAGUUGGAAGAGUGAAUCUCACCAUUUUAAAGCUACAGCCAACAGACCGUGGGAGCUACUGCUGCAGAGUCGAUGUCCCUGGAUUUUUCAAUGAUCUUAAACAAUUCUACAGCCUGAGGGUAGUCAAAGGUUGUGUGAGGGACCUACUGGACGAAGUCCAUUUUCUGGGGAACAAUAUUGCGAAUCAGCCAUUUACAACCGAAAAUGCAAGUCAGUGCAGGCAGGAAUGCACCAAAAAUUACACAUGCCAGUACUUCACAUUUGUUGAUGAAAACGCAGGAAAAAUAGUCCACAGAAACAAAUGUUUCCUGAAGGCCUCAACUGGUCAUACGCCUGAAAUUACAAUACAGCACCUCCAACAUGGAACCUCAGGCUACUCUCUGAGAAACUGCAGUGGUAAAGUCACCCACUCAGCCAAAAAGUACAGCCUCGUCCCUGAGAAGAAAAACUGGACCGAAGCACAAGAAUACUGCAGACAACACUACACAAACCUUGCCAUCAUACGCACAGAAGAGGAUUGGAAGGCAAUUCAAUCCUCUUUGGGUGAUUUCAGUGGUGAUGUGUGGAUUGGGCUCCAUAGGUCUGGUCCAACUGAAAAGUGGAAGUGGUCUGAUGGAGAGGACUUCAUGUUCUUUAACUGGAAAGAAGGUUUUGGUGUCCAUGCUGAGGGUCAUGACUGUGUCUUGUCUAUUUCAUCUCAUUGGCAACCAGUGACUUGUGCAGCCCUAAGUCAGUAUAUGUGUCAACGAGUUCAUCAUGGUAAUGGAACAACAGAGAAGGUGUAUGAGCUGAUGCAGGAGCCAAAGACGCAACAGGAUGCUGUGACAGACUGCAGGAAAAUAAACGGCGGAGAACUGGCGAGCAUCUGUAACCAGAAAGAACAGGAAGCCUUUGAUGAGGUUACUACAGGGAAAACCUGGAUUGGACUUCAGCAGAAGAACAAACUAUGGAAUUGGUCCAACGGAGAACCAUUUCAGCAAUGGGAACAUACCAUGGGAGGUGGAAACUGUGUACAGCUGAACUCAGACAGAAAAUGGACACCAAAAGAUUGCUCUAGUCAAAGUAUUUUCCUUUGCUAUGGAGAUGAACACCCACUUAACACCACAGGGGAUUUGACCAUUCCUGUUACCCCUGAAUCCACCAGCCCUAUUUCCACCACAACACCUACCACUUUACUACCUACUGCUACUAAUGGACAGUCCACCACCUCACCAACUACAACCACUAAUGGACAGUCCACCACCUCACCAACUACCACUGCUAAUGGACAGUCCACCACCUCGUGUACAAAUUACCUGCACUACGUCAACGAGUCCAAGAGCUGGAUCAAUGCCCUGGAGUUCUGUAAAAGUCGUGGCUCCAAGUCCAACCUGGUGCACAUCACCAACCAGACCGUACAGGCUGACGUGACCCAGCUCCUGGCUAAUGUGGAGCUGCCAUGUGUGGGGGUAUGGAUUGGUCUGGAGCGGUCCAUCUUUGAGUGGAGCGCCCCCUGGCUGUGGACCAGUGGUGAUGUUGAUAAGGUGGUGAAGUACAGUGGGUGGCACAGCUGCUUCCCCCUCAAUCCCAUCAAUUAUCACUGUGAUCUCCAACAGAGGGCUCACCAUGGCAGCCUGGACAGUCUGCAGACAGACACUAUGUAA